AUGUCCCGCUUGCCAGUCAUGACAAGCAAGAGGGUCCUCACAAGCAGCAGCAGCAGCAGCUCCGAGAGCAUUCAGGACCUCCAGGCGCCUGCUCAGAAGAGGAUCCGUAAAGACCCAGAUCAUGUUAAACCAAAGGCGGCAGCAACAAUCAUUGGUGCCAAGCGGCCUACUGUUGCAGCAUCCAGGGCGCCUAUUUCUAGGCCGGUCCGAGCAGCAGCUGCUACAGUGGCUGUUGCUCCUUCCAGAGGUGUCCUGAAGCCGUCUUUAGCUUCAGCUGCUGCAAAAGGAGGAAACAUGAAACAAACCGGAUCCACUGGCACCAAAACAGGUGCCGCCCGCCGGCCUGCUUGGGACCUGAAGGGAAAGGUCAGCGACAUGGAGGGUAAGCUUAAUAACUUCCAGAGCAAAGUCAAAUCUGUCAACCAGGAGAACGAAUCUCUGAAAGGCUCGAUGGCCCAGAGCCGGUCAAGAAUGAUGGAAAUGGAGAGCAAGCUUGAGAAGCAGAAGAGCCAGAUCAGUGAAUAUGAGGAAGAGCUGCAGGCGCUGUCGGGGGUCAGGGAUGAGUUGGAGAAAGUGUCGAGUGAUAAGAACACUCUUCAAAAAGAGUUCUCCAACUUAGAGGGAAAAUACAAGGUCAUGGAGACUCUUAGUGAUAGCCAAGAGACAGAGCUACAAACUCUCAAGAUGAAGCUUUCAGUACAGGAAUCCACUCUGACUCGUGUGCAGAACACCCUCAAAGACACAGAAGAAGAAGUUUGCUCUCUCAAAGACACUGUGGCUCAACAGAAGGACGAGCUUCACGCUGGUGAGAUGGAGCGCCGACGUCUCCACAAUACGAUCCAGGAGCUCAAGGGCAACAUCAGGGUCUUUUGCAGAGUGCGCCCACUGGUGGAUGGAGGCCUCAGCAAACACAUCCAGCUCCUUGACAGUGACAACAAAUCAGUAACACUGGCCAAAACUGAGGAGUCUCACACAGGCAAAACUGGUGACACUCAAAAGAAUUACAACUUCAGUUUUGACCGUGUUUUCAGGCCCGAGACUCCACAGAAGGAGGUGUUUGAAGAGAUCUCCCUCCUGGUGCAGUCAGCACUGGACGGCUACAACGUCUGCUGCUUCGCCUACGGCCAGACAGGAAGUGGAAAGACGUACACCAUGGAGGGAGACGAGUAUGACGACACCAGAGGUGUCAUUCCCAGAGCUGUGCAGCAGAUCUUUAAAGCAGCAGAGAAGCUGGAAGCACAAGGCUGGGAGUUCACCUUCACUGCAAGUUUCGUUGAAAUUUACAACGAGACCCUUCGGGACCUCCUUUACACCGGAAAGGCCAGCAAGAGACCCGAGCAUGAGAUCCGCAAGUCAACCAACAACGAGAUUUCAAUCACCAACCUCACCUAUGAGAAGGUCUCCACCGAGGAUCAGGUUCUCGGCUUGAUAGCUGUGGCCAACCAGAAUCGCUCCACUGCCCAGACAGCCCAGAAUGACCGCUCCUCUCGCUCCCACUCAGUCUUCCAGCUGGACAUCGAGGGAGUGAAUGCUGGCAGAGACGUCAAAUGCAAAUCCACUCUGUGCCUGGUGGACUUGGCUGGCAGUGAGCGAAUGGCAAAGAGUCAGUGCCAAGGGGAGCGCUUUAAAGAGAUGACUGCAAUCAACAGCUCCCUGUCCAACCUUGGCAUCGUUAUUGCAGCACUGGCCAACAAGGAGAGCUUCAUUCCCUACAGGAACUCCAAGCUUACUUACCUUCUGCAAAGCUGUUUGGGAGGAAACAGCAAAACCCUGAUGUUUGUUAACAUCGCUCCAGAGCCAGAAAGCUUUGGGGAAACUCUCAACUCCCUGAGGUUUGCCAGCAAGGUGAACGACUGUGUUAUUGGAACUGCAAGUGCCAACAGGAAGUAGAGUCACGUCCAGAGGCAGUUAGCUAAUAUUUUUAUUACACAUUUUUAAAAUAAGCGAUGACUUAUUUUAAACUUAUUUUAUGCUUCA
This is a messenger RNA of Scomber scombrus (Atlantic mackerel), 1977 nucleotides long. RefSeq names its product carboxy-terminal kinesin 2-like. Gene Ontology annotation, biological process: microtubule-based movement. Lineage: Eukaryota; Metazoa; Chordata; Actinopteri; Scombriformes; Scombridae. Gene Ontology annotation, molecular function: microtubule motor activity; microtubule binding; ATP binding. The record is from RefSeq and is a predicted model, not a curated record. Bases 1 to 1890 code for a protein of 629 amino acids. The transcript is spliced from 16 exons.